AUGCUAGUGCCAGGAAUUACUUUUUUUGGAACACUCUGUAUUUUCCUUGGGACCGUAACUUCUUCAAAUGUCACUUACACCCCAGAUUGGGCGUCACUUGACACUCGACCUUUACCGUCAUGGUAUGAUGAGGCAAAAAUAGGUAUUUUCAUUCACUGGGGAGUUUUUUCGGUUCCCAGUUAUGUCAGUGAGUGGUUCUGGUGGUAUUGGCAAGGAAAACCCCCAGAACCACGUGUUUGGGUUUACAUGCAGACCUACUACCCCAGUGGGUUCUCGUACCCGGACUUUGCACAGAAUUUUCGUGCCGAAUUCUUUAAUCCUAAGCAAUGGGCAGAAAUUUUUGCAGCCUCUGGUGCGCAGUACGUAGUUCUCACAGCAAAACACCACGAGGGAUAUUGCAAUUGGCCUUCUUCGGUCUCCUGGAAUUGGAAUUCAAAAGAUGUAGGCCCAAAAAGGGAUAUUGUUGGCGACUUAGCUGAUGCUAUUCGAUCCAAAACAUCCCUCCGUUUCGGUGUUUAUCAUUCCAUGUUUGAGUGGUUUAAUCCCCUCUACCUUGCCGAUAAGGCUACUGGUUAUAAACAACAGACAUUCGUCCUUCAAAAAACGAUGCCAGAACUCUUCGAUUUAGUGCUUCGAUAUCAUCCAAGUAUAAUAUGGUCAGAUGGAGCACCAGGAACAAGUGAUUAUUGGAAGUCGAAGGAAUUCCUUGCCUGGUUGUACAACGACUCUCCGGUGAAAGAUGAAGUUGUGGUAAACGAUCGUUGGGGCUCAGAUUCUGAUUGUAAACAUGGUGAUUUCUACAACUGUGAAGAUAGGUACCAUCCGGACAAACUUCCCAAUCAUAAAUGGGAAAGCUGUAUAACGCUUGACAAGCACUCUUGGGGAUUCAGACGGGAAAGUCGACUCUCUGAUUACUUGUCAAAUCAAGCCAACUAA
Molecule: messenger RNA, 936 nt
Organism: Rodentolepis nana
Lineage: Eukaryota; Metazoa; Platyhelminthes; Cestoda; Cyclophyllidea; Hymenolepididae
Source: the annotation of a GenBank genome assembly